CUCCCACAGCUCUCGGACACAAGGUGCUGACCCCAGACGCCUGCCAUGAAACCGCACUUGAAGCAGUGGCGACAAGGAAUGCUUUGCGGAAUAUUUGCGUGGGGGCUUUUCUUCGUGGCGCUAUUCCUCUAUUUCACAGACAGCAACCCUGCUGCUCUGGUGCCCAGCUCCUGCCCACUCCUGGACACCAGACGGCUCCUGCCCCCGCAGGGCAAGCGCAGGGCCAUCAUGGGUGCCCUGCAGGAGCCCGCGGGGACUGAGAGCCUGGACUCCACCCGAGGGCUUCUCGACGGACCCGCUUCUGAGCACUUCUACCCCGGGCAAGAGGAGCUGCAGAAAUGGGCACAGCAGCCGGCUGGGCAGAAGGAAGCGGAGUUUCUAUCGUCUCAGCUGGGGAGAGAAUCCCAAAGCACUUUCUACACGGAUGCUGACGACUUUUUUGCAGCAGCUCAGGCAGGGCCGCGCCGCCAUCCGCAGGCCACUUGGGGGUCCCUGUUCCCCCGUGAUCAGGGCCAGCGCCCAGGGCUGUGGCCGCGCGGGCGCUGGAAGAAGCAGCCCUGGGGGCAGGGCCCGGCCCGCGCGCUGGAAGAGGGCGACGGCGACGGCGAGCGGCUGUCCUCCUCCAUGUCCAGGGCCUUCCUGCGGCGCCUCUGGAAGGGAAACGUGUCGUCCAAGAUGCUGGCCCCGCGCCUGCAGCAGGCGAUGAGGGACUACGUGAGCGCCAACAAGCACGGCGUGCGCUUCCGAGGGCGCCGGGCAGGGGCGCGGAGCCGCGCGCAGCUGCUGUGCCAGCUGCGGGGCCGCGUGCGCGUGCGCACGCUCGACGGCACCGAGGCGCCCUUCGCCGAGCUCGGCUGGCGCCACCUGGUACCCGCGGUGCCGCUCAGCCGGCUGCACCCGCACGGCCUGCGCAGCUGCGCCGUGGUCAUGUCCGCCGGUGCCAUCCUCAACUCCUCUCUGGGCCCCGAGAUCGAUUCACAUGAUGCAGUUUUAAGAUUUAACUCUGCUCCUACACGUGGCUAUGAGAAAGAUGUUGGAAAUAAAACUACUGUGCGCAUCAUUAACUCCCAGAUUUUGACCAACCCCAACCAUCAUUUCAUUGACAGUUCAUUGUAUAAAGAUGUAAUUUUGGUGGCCUGGGAUCCUGCUCCUUAUUCUGCAAAUCUUAAUUUGUGGUACAAGAAACCAGAUUACAACCUGUUCACUCCAUAUGUUCAGCAUCGUCAGAGAAACCCAAAGCAGCCAUUUUACAUUCUUCAUCCUAAAUUUAUAUGGCAGCUUUGGGAUAUAAUUCAGGAGAACACCAAGGAGAAGAUUCAACCCAACCCACCGUCUUCUGGUUUCAUUGGAAUCCUCAUCAUGAUGUCUAUGUGCAGUGAAGUGCAUGUGUAUGAGUAUCUACCUUCUGUCCGCCAGACGGAGCUUUGCCAUUACCAUGAGCUGUACUACGACGCGGCCUGCACACUUGGAGCCUACCACCCACUGCUCUAUGAGAAGCUGUUGGUGCAGCGUCUGAACACUGGUGCCCAGGGGGACCUGCACCACAAGGGCAAGGUGGUCCUGCCAGGGCUACGGGCUGUGCGCUGCCCUGCUCCCAAUCCUGCUGUUCCCCAGUCUUGAAAUCACCUUUGGAGAUGAAUGUGCAAUAAGGUACUACUGUUGUACAAUAAAUCACAGAAGAAUACUUGAAGAUAUAUUUUAGGCAAUGUUAGUCUUGAGUCUUUAAACUGUAGUUUAGUGGUGGCCAUCAGAAUUCUUCUCUUCCUAAGCCAUUGAGUAUCACUGCUUUGAAUAUAGAAUGAAAUUUUUUAAAAUAAAAGCUUGAGAAAGAUCUUUUAAAAGGGAGAAUAGUUUGCAGGAAAAUGCAAAUGUAUAACAAAUGAAUGCUGUACAUUAACAAAUGUUAACUUCCUUUCUGCUAUGGACACCUCUUUCAGGGUUGGUUUCAGCUACAGGUUUCAGUG
Messenger RNA from Sorex fumeus (smoky shrew), 1964 nucleotides. It is a transcript of the gene ST6GAL2, whose product is annotated as ST6 beta-galactoside alpha-2,6-sialyltransferase 2. Gene Ontology annotation, biological process: carbohydrate metabolic process. The transcript has 5 exons. Gene Ontology annotation, molecular function: sialyltransferase activity. Bases 46 to 1620 code for a protein of 524 amino acids. The record is from RefSeq and is a predicted model, not a curated record. NCBI's taxonomy places the organism in Eukaryota, Metazoa, Chordata, Mammalia, Eulipotyphla, Soricidae.